This is a messenger RNA of Cynoglossus semilaevis (tongue sole), 3407 nucleotides long. It is a transcript of the gene stk39, whose product is annotated as serine threonine kinase 39. Lineage: Eukaryota; Metazoa; Chordata; Actinopteri; Pleuronectiformes; Cynoglossidae. Bases 706 to 2241 code for a protein of 511 amino acids. Gene Ontology annotation, biological process: positive regulation of T cell chemotaxis; negative regulation of potassium ion transmembrane transporter activity; intracellular signal transduction. The record is from RefSeq and is a predicted model, not a curated record. Gene Ontology annotation, molecular function: protein serine/threonine kinase activity; ATP binding. The transcript has 18 exons. Gene Ontology annotation, cellular component: cytosol; cytoplasm.
ACCAUUUUUGUCUGACAUAUCAAUGUACAUUACAAAAUAGUAUAUUGUAGCAGUGAUUGCAUUUACAUAAAGAAACUAAUUAACAAAUCGGCUAAUUAUCUAAAUAACGAACAACCUCGAUAUCUAUUCUCUUAACUAUAUUUGUGUCCAUUAACUGAUCAACUAUAAUUGCCGUCUUUUUUGUGCGCUACAUAAUGAGACUUUACAGUAGUGCGACGUCGCCAUCUAGUGGCCCGGUCAAAAACAGCAGUAAGUGUGCCCUGGGUGCAUGUGACAAGUCAAAUCGUCACACAUCCGCAUGUCGCUGUAUUCAAGCACUGUAGUAACACUCUUGUAAACAGAAAGGCUGUCUGAUACUCUAAUGAAUGGAUUUCUGAAUAUAAUUGUGGUAACUACACUUAUAUAUUUAUACACACUAAAGUCGAAUACUGUGGUCUGUGUAAACGUGUGCGCGUGUGGUCUGUUAUUUUUCCGGGUUGUGUUCGUCGGUUUUGUGGCUGUUACCAGCUGACACUGGGAGGAGGUGACUCUCUCUCUCUCUCCCCCCCCCUCGCUCUUUCUGCCUGUCUCUCUUCCUCCCGCCCGCCCUCACUCUCUGUGUGUGUCCAUCUGCCUUUCAGAGAGGCUGCUACUAACUAGCGCAUCAUCAUCAUCACUGACACCAUCAUCACUAUCACCGUCAUCAUCGUCAUCAACAUCAUCAUCAUGGCGGAUCAAGGCGAAUCUCCGACUCCCGUUCACCAGCCGCUGCCGCCGCAGCAGCUGCAGCCAGUGCUGACAACCAGCUGGCCAAUAACCAGGGAGUCGUACGAGCUGCAGGAAGUCAUAGGCAGCGGGGCCACAGCGGUGGUGCAGGCGGCGCUCUGUACCCCCAGACAGGAGCGUGUCGCCAUAAAGAGAAUCAACCUGGAAAAAUGCCAGACCAGCAUGGAUGAGCUACUGAAAGAAAUUCAAGCCAUGAGCCAGUGCAACCAUCCAAACAUUGUCACCUACUACACCUCCUUUGUUGUGAAGGAUGAACUUUGGUUAGUCAUGAAGCUCCUGAGUGGAGGCUCAAUGCUGGAUAUAAUAAAGCACACAAGCAAAGACGAGGACAAAAACCGAGCUCUAGACGAGCCUAUUAUUGCUACCAUAUUAAAAGAAGUGCUGGAGGGACUGGACUACCUACACAGAAAUGGACAGAUUCACAGGGAUGUGAAAGCUGGAAAUAUAUUACUGGGAGAAGACGGAUCUGUCCAGAUCGCAGAUUUUGGCGUAAGUUCAUUCUUGGCAACAGGAGGCGACAUGACGAGACACAAAGUACGAAAGACUUUUGUUGGCACACCAUGUUGGAUGGCACCGGAGGUGAUGGAACAAGUGCGAGGCUACGACUUCAAAGCGGAUAUAUGGAGUUUUGGAAUUACAGCGAUAGAAUUGGCCGCAGGCUCCGCCCCCUAUCAUCGCUACCCUCCGAUGAAGGUUUUAAUGCUGACCCUACAGAAUGACCCCCCCACACUAGAGACGGGUGUGGAGGACAAGGAGGUGCUCAAGAAAUACGGCAAAUCAUUCAGAAAGCUAAUAACCACGUGCCUUCAGAAGGAUCCUGCCAAAAGGCCCACAGCUGCAGAGCUUUUGAAGUGUAAAUUCUUCCAGAAGGCUAAGAACAAAGAAUUUCUUGUGGAAAAGCUCUUGUGUCGUGCACCAAAGAUUUCUCAAAGAGCCAAGAAGGUUCGGAGAGUUCCAGGCUCCAGUGGCCAUCUGCACAAAACAGAGGACGGAGACUGGGAGUGGAGCGACGAUGAGCUGGACGAGGGCAGUGAGGAGGGAAAGGCAGCGGUGAAUCAGGGCAGGUCACGAAGAGUGAAAGAAGAAGAAAAAGAUAAUGAGGACGAGGAGAAUGAUGUUUCAAUUGAAGGAUUAUCUAUUCAGCAUCCCCAGGUGGAACCGUACGAGGAUACACCGUACAUUCAAGGUGCUCUCAACAUGGUUCUAAGACUAAGGAACUCACGGAAGGAGUUGAAUGACAUCCGCUUUGAAUUCACCCCUGGUCGAGACACCGCUGAAGGAGUUUCCCAGGAACUUUUCUCAGCUGGUCUGGUCAACGGCCUGGACGUUGUUAUUGUUGCUGCCAACCUUCAGAAGAUCGUAGACGACCCCACUACGUACAAAGUACUGACCUUCAAGCUGGCGUCCAGCUGCGAUGACACCGAGACCCUGGACGAGGUGAAGCUGAUCGGCUUUGCACAGCUAAGUGUUAGCUGAUGCCGCCUCUGAGACGUUUUCUUGGCAGACAGACGGAGGAAGGCACCAACUCAAUCAGCAGCGACUCGACAAACACCCUGGAAAACUCACCUCUUUCUUCUGCCUCACUCUUUUUCGUCACUCUGCUGCCAAAUUAAGCUCUACCAAAACUCCCUGCCUUCACCUCCUGCACUGACCUCCCUGCUCCCUGACCUUUUUGAUCUUUAACCUUGACACGACAUUCCACUGCACAGCGCACAAGAGCAGGAUUAGGAUACAGCCCAGGAACCUACAAGAUGUACUCAGGUGGUGAAAAUAAAUCAUUAGGGGUGUAGCUUUAAAAUUUUUUUUUUUCUCUCGUCCUAAGAUUUGACUUUGUUAAUAUUUACUCCAAAAUAAUCUCUGUUUAUUACAAUCAGAAAAAAAAAUUCUAAUGUUGUUCGUUGCCACGAUGACGUAUGAGAAUGUACCAUAUAGUUCAUCUAAAAGAAGCACAUUUUCACGUUAACGUAAAGAUUGUUUCAAACAAAAAAGGCGGUUUUACCGUUUCCGUAAGACGGCGUAAAACACGAGACCUGAAUGGUACUGUGUACGUUUGCUGCUUUUCACAGUGUUAAUGCUUCGUAAUGAUAGAGGUGCCUUGUUCAUUUUCCUGUGCCUGAGGGUGUAGUCAGUGAAUGACACCACACAGAGAAUCAAACCUGCUGAUCUCCACUUCACAAAUGUAUUACCUUCUCUGGCAGUGGUGUAGUUCACGUGGAGUAUCUCAACAAGACAAAGAUUUAAUGCACUUUUGGGCUCAGUAUGUGCCCCCUGCCUCCACCGCCGCCCCCUAGAGACUGAUGCUUGCUGUCGUUACCACACACAAAAACAUGCUAGAAAAGUUGUAAUCUGUUCUGCUGAAUGUCUUUUCAGCUUCCAGGCCAUUGGACAAACUUAGCCGCGUGACAAGCCAUUUGUUUGUCAAGACAAGUCCUGUAGCUCCAGAGUAAAUCAAGUAUUAUGGUAGUAAAUUAUAACUUAUGUACUAAAUUUCUUGUUUUAUAAAGUAAUUUAUUGUGUUUCCUUUGUACAGUAUGUAUACAUUUCAACAUAUUACCCUUUGUCCCCUCUCUGUAAACAGCUAAUGUCAGAUUAUUGACAAGCAGCUAUAAAUAAAAUAUUGCUAUUAUUUAAAUCAAAGUAUG